AGUUUGGCAGUGAGCGAGGAAAUAAGUUUCUUUGUUCGACAACUUUUGAAUUAAACCUAAAGUGAAAACAAUGCCGUGGUGGAAAACAAGUAAAACAAAUGAUGACCAACAAAAAGGUCAGGUCAGUAGAAUUGUUGAAACAACUGAGAGAAGAAGAACUGUUGGUGCUUCAUCAUCAUAUUCAUCAACAACGAUAACCUCCUUUUCUCACUCAUUAGAGACUAUUCAAAGUGGAAGUCAAAGUCAAAUACAGAACAGAACAAUUAGUGGAAAUCAGCUUCCAUCAACGUCAUCCACACUUUCUCAAAUACCUUAUAGAAGAUUGACUACUGACGCUAUACCAUUCGUACCCAACUACCAAAGUCCUUUUCAGCGAAGUGGGCUUUACAAUAGUGCACGGCCAAUAUCGAACGUACCAGCUAUAUCAAUAUCAACUAAUAGAGCUACAAGUGGCAUUAAUACGCCAACAUCAACUAAUAGAGCUACAAGCGGUAUUAAUACGCCAACAUCAGCUAAUAGAGCUACAAGUGGUAUUAAUUCUUGGAGUCGGGCUCCGAUUUCAGCAACACAAAGUACAACGAAUAGAGCUAGAAGUGGUAUAAAUACAUCAACUAAUAGAGCUACAAGUAGUAUUAAUACGCCAACAUCAACUAAUAGAGCUACAAGCGGUAUUAAUACGCCAACAUCAGCUAAUAGAGCUACAAGUGGUAUUAAUUCUUGGAGUCGGGCUCCGAUUUCAGCAACACAAAGUACAACGAAUAGCUCAAAAGUGGUGGCCUGUUACAAUACAAGCGGUAAAAAUAGGGGCAACGUGCUGAUAAUAAAUAUUAUUAAUUUUAUGGACAACAAUGAAGAUAGAGAAGGGGCAGAAUUAGAUGAACGAGAUGCUUGUAAGCUAUUUAAAGAUAUGGGAUUUGCUGUUGAAAAGUAUAGGAAUUUAAAACUUUCUGAAAUGAAGAAAAAAAUAGAGUCAUUUAAAAAUAGUAGAGCACUUGCCAAUGGGGACAUAUCCGUAGUUAUGAUUAUGAGCCACGGCACUAACAAGGAUAACAAUAAUAUACCUGUAUCAGGAAGUUUUACACAAAUAGUUACUUAUGACGGAAAAUUUUUGGAUACAGAAGAGGUAGUGGCAGAAUUUUCAGCCGAAAAUUGUCCCGGUAUGAAAGGCAAACCAAAGAUCUUCAUAUUUCAAUGUUGCAGAGGCGAUGAGGCGGAAUUAAAAGUCGAUUGUAUACGGAGAAGAAGAAAUGUAACAAAGGACCAUGCCGAUAUGUUGAUUGCCUUUUCAACGCUUCCAAACUUUUACUCCAUCAGAGAUCCUCAAAAAGGCAGUUGGUACAUACAAUGUAUCUGCAAAGUGUUCAGAGAACAUGCCAAGGAACAUCACGUGGAAGAUCUUUUAAAAAUUGUCGAUACGGAAAUGUCAAAUAUGCACAAGAAUCACGUACAAACGUCAACUUACGAGAGUCGAGGAUUUAAUAAACAAUGUUUUUUCAAUCCAAGAUGGUAGAAAAAAGGAAUUGUGAUUUAACUAAUUAAGUGGGUAUAAGGUAUAAACAGUUUUUACAGCUUGAAUUGAAUUCGGCCUUGAUCUGGUUUGAACCACAUCCAAACAAACUGAAAGGAUAAAUAAAAAGAGAUUCAAAAUUAUCUUGAAAAAAGUACUUCUUUUCUAAGCUCCUAAAUGUCCAUUUGAGACGUCCGACUGGUUUUAUUUCCUUUCUUCUGUUUUGAUUUGGUCCUGAAUUACUAAAAGUGUUGCUUGCACAAAGUACCAUACAUUGCAUUAACAGAUAAUGUAACCUUUUCAUGUUGUACUGGGUUAAUUAAAAUGUAAAAGGCUGUAACUAUAUUAUGCUCCUGAUUUAAGACUGUUAUACAUUAAUGUGUUCCAUUUCGUACAAAUAAAUAGCAGUAUUUUUAUUAUUAUAAAAUCGAUGACGUAAUUUAAGUGUCCAAUUAAGGUAUGCUAGAAAACAUUCACAUAUAUACAUACAGUUUUUAGUUUUCUGAAUAACCAAUAACUAAAUUUAUUUAUUAUUCAUUUUACAAAGAAAAUUAUUCUUCAUAAAUCAUAUAGAAAUCAAGAAUAAAAUUUAUAAAAUAAUUAGUGGUAAAUAAUAAUAAUAAUAAAAACACCUUUUCUUUUAUGUCUUGAUUUAUCUCCAUAAAUUCAGCGAAUUCUUCCAAAUCACUUCUGCAUAUUUUUGAGAUACUUUUACAUUAUAUUUACAAAUAUUUUGUUCUAUAAUUAAAUAUAAGAACACCUUACUCUUCAGCAUAAAUCAAUAUUUUUGAUUCUCCCUGUAUUAUUACUAAAUAUUUUCCAAAUUUAAUUCUAAAUUAUUGAUUUUUUAUGCGAUGCAGAACUGUUUUUGUAAAAUUAAAAUAAUAAACAAAUUUCCAAUUUGUUGUCAACUUUUUCACACAUACUGUGUAAAAUAUUAUAAAACGUAUUCAACAAAUACCAUCAAAUUGGUUUUAGACUCAAAUAACGGUCGACUUUCAAAAUAAGUAUUGUUAUAAAUUUAUUUUAUAAUUAAUUUCGAAGCAUACAUUGGGCGCCAAAUAUGUAACUCGAUUGUAUUAGUGCUCUUAAAACAAAACAAAAUGUGAUAAAUAAUUUUAAGAUUGUUUGUAAAAUACAUGUCAAUUUAGUAAGCCUUGAAAAUAAUGUAAAAAUAUGGAUGAAAUAA
This is a messenger RNA of Psylliodes chrysocephalus, 2696 nucleotides long. Lineage: Eukaryota; Metazoa; Arthropoda; Insecta; Coleoptera; Chrysomelidae. The record is from the annotation of a GenBank genome assembly.